Messenger RNA from Rodentolepis nana, 600 nucleotides. Lineage: Eukaryota; Metazoa; Platyhelminthes; Cestoda; Cyclophyllidea; Hymenolepididae. The record is from the annotation of a GenBank genome assembly.
AUGUCUGCAAUAGCCGUAAAUCCCUCUUUAAGCAGCCCCGAAGACAGUUCUAAAGAGUCAGGUACCAUUAAGGGGAUUCCCAAGGCCACUUUUAUUGAGGAUGUUGAUGAAUACCUUAAGGCUAAUGGUUAUGCAACAAUUAGUGAGGCUAUGAAAGCCCUCGAUCAGUUAUAUCAAAAGUACAAGCUCAUGGAACAGGCUUUCCUCCAGCGCAAGCUUCGACUACUUCAACAGAUGCCGGAUAUCACCAAGACUCUCGAUGUUGUGAAUCAUUUUGAAAAGAAUAAUGAGAAUUUUGAUGUCACAUUUGAAGUCUUCGAUCAGCUGUAUGCAAAGGCCCAUAUCGAAAAGGCCGAUAGGAUUGGCCUCUGGUUGGGCGCAAAUGUGAUGCUCGAGUACGAUCUGGCUGAAGCGAAGGAGAUGCUUCUGCAGAAUCUUGCUGCAGCAGAGACUUCGAUGGCCGAUGUGGAGGAGACUCUGGCCUUCCUUAAAGAGCAGACAACAACAGUGGAAGUGAGUUUGGCACGUCUGCACAAUCUCAACGUCAAACGCACUCAGGCUGCUGCAGCCGCUGGGUCCGCUGCAAAUGGAAGAAAGUAG